Molecule: messenger RNA, 681 nt
Organism: Solanum pennellii
Lineage: Eukaryota; Viridiplantae; Streptophyta; Magnoliopsida; Solanales; Solanaceae
Product: protein FAR1-RELATED SEQUENCE 5-like
Exons: 2
Coding region: 1-681 (226 amino acids)
Source: RefSeq, a predicted model, not a curated record
AUGGAGAACGUACAUGUUGAUAAAGGGUCUUCUCUUCAAGAGGCCAAAGAUUUUGGUGUUCGAAAAAGUGUAAAAACUUAUAGCAUAAAUAAAGAAGUAACAAGACGAUUAUUUCUUUGUUCUUGUGAAGAAAAAUCUGAUAAGCUUUUCCUUUUUCAAGAAAGGAAGCGAGAAAGAUUAAAAUAUAGAUGUGGUUGUAUGGCUCGUAUAAAAUUCAAAAUUUCAAAUGGAAUAUGGGAAGUAUGUGAAUUUAAUGAUGUGAAUAGUCAUCCAAUGAUAGAAAAUAAUUUGAAACAUUUCAUACAAUCGGGCCGUAAGCUUACAAGUGCUACUAAAAGUAUUCUUGGUUCUAUGGUGGAUGUCGGUAUUUGUACAAAAAAAGUGGUUCGAUACCUUCAUAAUGAAGCAAGUGGAAUUGAAGAUGCCGGAUUUAUUGAACAAGAUGUUCAAUACUUUAUUCAAGCACAUAAGAGGAAUAUGAUUAGUAGUGGAGAUGCUCAAACCAUAAUAAAUCAUUUUAUGCAUUUACAAUCAGAGAAUUCAAACUUCUUUUGUUCUUUUCAAGUCGAUGAAGAUGGCAGAUUGUGUAAUUUCUUUUGGAGAGAUAGUUUAUUUAUAUUGCACUACGAGUAUUUUGGGGAUGUAAUGAUUUUAGACACUACUUAUCGUACAAAUAGAUAA